CCUGCUUUGAGGGAAGAGGGGGGAGGGGAGUUCUCAUACUGUGAUGUAGCCUGUGGCAGGGUCGCUUUCCCUCUUUCAUAGGUCGUUAAGAGACGUGGGGCUGAGAUAACAGAUAGGUACCCCAAAAUGCCCACUGAAUAAACAACUAUAUGUUCCACUGGAGGUAUUAUCUGCUCGAAUAGGUAGAAUCGGCAACUCAUACUGAGCACAGGCACAGACCCUCGAGCUGCCAAUGUGCGGGGAAACAGAGAUGUCCCCCUCAAUUCACGCCAGUCCGGUGAGCAUUCCCAUCUAAGCUAUAAUUUCCCAGGUUGCUAAGGGGUUAGUUCACCCAAAAGAAACUUCCCCGCAGGAACCCUGAUGGCUAUCGAGUCGCAGCCCAUGCGCCAUGAGAAUAGGAAAACGGUAAUACUCCCGACACCCAUUUGCGCGUGAGCGAAGAAAGAUCCCGACCUUUCUCGGAUAUGCAUUCCGUUGGAAUAUGCUUUUUGAGCACGAGAGAGAAAAUGUUUUACGUUCUAGUGACUUUUACAAGCCGAGGGUUGGCCCCAAUCCAUUCGGUACUCUCGCCUUUAUUCCCGAGAGCUCGACUAUAUAACAACUAAGUUUGCCCCCAACUUUUACUUCGGACGUGUGAGAUUUUGGUCUGUUCUUGCCUAAAGCACGCUGACGUAUCGUUUUACUUUCUCCCUCGCUGCAAACUUACUCCAGCAACUCAGCAAACAUGUCAGACUUGAAAAUUGCACGGAUCGAUGUUUUUCAAGUCGACCUGCCCUAUUCAGGCGGUGUCUACUACCUCUCUGCCGGGCGAGAGUACCGGAGCUUUGACGCUACCAUUGUGCGGAUAACCACGGAUACUGGCAUUGAGGGCUGGGGAGAAAGCACUCCCUUUGGCUCCAACUACAUUGCUUCCCAUGCCCGCGGCGUCAGGGCUGGUAUCGCUACAAUGGCACCAAGCCUGAUCGGUCUGGACCCACGAAGAGUCGACCGCAUCAAUGAUGCGAUGGACGAUGCAUUGCUCGGGCAUGAAGAUGCCAAGACAGCUAUCGACGUGGCUUGCUGGGAUAUCUUUGGCAAGUCGGUCGGACUGCCCGUGUGCGAGCUUCUGGGUGGUCGCACCGACAAUCGAUUGUCAUUGAUCUCCUCUAUUUAUGUCGGAGAGCCGGAGGACAUGCGCGCCCGAGUGGCCAAAUAUCGCGCAAGGGGAUACAAAGGACACUCAGUUAAAAUCGCAGGAGAACCUGUCCUUGACGCCGCGCGGGUCGCAGCGGCUCUUGCUGACCAGCAACCCGACGAGUUCUUUAUUGUGGAUGCCAACGGUGGAUUAUCGGUGGAAACUGCUCUACGGUUCUUGAGGCUGUUGCCUCAUGGUCUGGAUUUUGUGUUGGAGGCCCCUUGCGCCACCUGGCGUGAGUGUGUGUCUCUCCGACGGAGGACCGAUAUUCCGAUCAUCUACGACGAACUUGCCACGAAUGAGAUGUCCAUCAUCAAGAUUCUCGCUGACGACGCGGCAGAAGGUGUUGACCUGAAGAUUUCCAAAUCUGGUGGUUUGACCAGAGGCCGCCGUCAGCGGGACAUCUGCCUGGCAGCGGGCUAUAGUAUGAGUGUUCAGGAGACGACGGGUUCGGACAUCGCAUUUGCCGCAAUUGUGCAUCUGGCCCAAACCAUCCCGGAGCGAUCUUUGCGUUGCAUCUUGGAAAGUCGGGAUAUGGUCACGGUCAAGACUGCGGAUGGAGCGUUUGACGUCCAAGAUGGCUUCGUCACCGCGCCAACCACACCAGGCUUAGGAAUCACGCCGCGCUUAGACGUGCUUGGGGAGGCUGUUGCUAGCUACUUUUAAAACUGUAUAUAGCUGGCGGAAGUGAACUGUUUUGAAGAGAGGGCUGAGCUAGUCGCGGCCAUGUUGCAAUGAAACAAUUUAGUACCAUAAAAUGUGCCAUUACCUUUUAGCUGAACCGUGUCGCAGAAAAGUAGUAGAACCUACCAUGUUUGAUGAUCUGUGAAUAGCAUACUUCAACCGGCAAAGUUGUCGAUCCCUUGUAACGAGACCAACUCCGGACUGACACACGUAGAACAGGAACUACUCCUGCUGCAGACCCCAGUGACUGAGAUUGGAAGGUAAAGUGAGCUCCCAUCGCUAAAAAAAAAAAAUUUGCUUGUAUGAAUCUCUAUCUCUAGAAGGUCACCAGGUGUCGGGAUGUCAGCCGAUCGGGUCGGAAGAAGAUAAUGAACUUGAAUUAAUAA
Messenger RNA from Aspergillus caelatus, 2244 nucleotides. RefSeq names its product mandelate racemase/muconate lactonizing enzyme family protein. The transcript has 2 exons. The record is from RefSeq and is a predicted model, not a curated record. The coding region runs from base 725 to 1840 and encodes 371 amino acids. NCBI's taxonomy places the organism in Eukaryota, Fungi, Ascomycota, Eurotiomycetes, Eurotiales, Aspergillaceae.